Otolemur garnettii (small-eared galago) is the source of this 8768-nucleotide messenger RNA. RefSeq names its product adrenoceptor alpha 1A (gene ADRA1A). Gene Ontology annotation, molecular function: alpha1-adrenergic receptor activity. The record is from RefSeq and is a predicted model, not a curated record. The coding region runs from base 1393 to 2676 and encodes 427 amino acids. The transcript has 4 exons. Gene Ontology annotation, cellular component: membrane. Gene Ontology annotation, biological process: regulation of cardiac muscle contraction; regulation of vasoconstriction; positive regulation of cytosolic calcium ion concentration. Lineage: Eukaryota; Metazoa; Chordata; Mammalia; Primates; Galagidae.
UCAGAUUUUACUUGCUUUCCAAAACACCAGCAAAUAAUAUAAUUUAUUAUUUGGCAUAAUAAUGUCAUCAAUAUGCUUCUUGAUUUUAAUAAAACGUGGACAAAGUAAUCAAGUUCAAAGUAACUUUAUACACAUAGAGUAUUUUUCAAACACACCCUACACAUCCACAUCUGGCAAAGGUGUCAAUUUUUAUUUUUAAAAUCAAAUCAUUUAAAGUAGUUGUUUACUAAAAGUGACUCUAAGUCUCUCUCUCUCUUUAAAAAGAAAAGGGAAAACCCAACCCUCUCUAGGCAUGAGGGAAAAAUACAGUUGUAGGCGUACGCAUGUGCCCGUUGCCGCGGAGAAAUACGGUAACAGCAGGAGAUUACGGUACUAGCUGGGCUACUGCCUGUGUUACGUCAGCGAGGGCUGCAAAGUUCCUUGCCAUUCUUUUCUGGUGUCGGGCAGCUGCAUAUUAAAUGGGUGGUUGUAGAGUAAUCAGUCCUCUGUAUUUUUUUCUUUCCUAUUUUCACUCUUUAUUUUAAAAUAUCCAGGUAAAACGUCAACGAGCCAGAGCUUAAAGACAUCAGUGGUGGAGGGGUGAGUCAGCUGGUGCAAAAGGAGAGGAUUUGGUUCCAGAGAGAGACGGUCCCCUCUCGCCUUCUCCCUUCCUAGGACCGAAGUCGGGUCUGCUCUUCCUCCACAUGCUACCGGGUGGCUCCGCAUCUGCGCUUCAGGUGGACACGGUCAAGGGACGCUCCGCAGCAGCAUGGGUCUCGGCAAACAUUUCACGCCAGUGUCGCCUGGCCUGUUCGCCUAAAAGCUGAAGUUAGCGCGAGCCCUCGGUGGGGCAGCCAAAAAUGUGGGUUAGCUGCGGAGAAGCGCCCCGAUGCCAAGGGUCCCUGCCUUUGAACGCCGACGGCUGAUCUCUACUUUGCAGUGGUUUGGGAAGAAUCUGGAGCUGGAUUUUUAAAUUCUAAAAGAAUUCCAAAUUAUGCGCAAAAUACUGAAUCUUCUCCCCACCAGGACGAAUCAGACAGGGCAGAAAAGUGGACUCCCAUAAUUCUGGAAUCGCGUUUUGCAACGUGUCUCUUUGACCUUCUCAGCCAAGUCUUGGUUGAGCAGGGAGGCACUUGGGGUCCGGGGCCAGCGCAGCAGGUGGAGACGCUCCCUGGGCAGGCCCUCGCGCCCUUGGCCAUGUCUCCUUUCAUGCGCUGCCCCUCAGCGCGGCCUUCUGAGUGUUCCCAGGACUGGGCAGGGUUGUUCCCCACUCGUGUGCUCUCUCUCGCCCCCAGCCAAGCCCAGCUGGCAGAGAUCCCUCAGACCGAGAAUUUCUGAUUCCCUCGCUCCCGCCUCCGCCCCCGCCCGGGGGUGGCCCUGAAGAGCCGGACCUUGCCGGCAGGGACUGGGACCAUGGUGUUUCUCUCUGGAAAUGCUUCUGACAGCUCCAACUGCACGCACCCGCCGGCACCGGUGAACAUUUCCAAGGCCAUUCUUCUCGGGGUGAUCUUGGGGGGGCUCAUCCUUUUCGGGGUGCUCGGGAACAUCCUGGUGAUCCUCUCCGUGGCCUGUCACCGGCAUCUGCACUCGGUCACUCACUACUACAUCGUCAACCUGGCGGUGGCCGACCUGCUGCUCACCUCCACGGUGCUACCCUUCUCCGCUAUCUUCGAGGUCCUGGGCUACUGGGCCUUCGGCAGGGUGUUCUGCAACAUCUGGGCGGCAGUGGACGUGCUGUGCUGCACGGCGUCCAUCCUGGGCCUCUGCAUUAUCUCCAUCGACCGCUACAUAGGCGUGAGCUACCCCCUGCGCUACCCCGCCAUCGUCACCCCGAGGAGGGGCGUCAUGGCUCUGCUCUGCGUCUGGGCGCUGUCCCUGGUCAUCUCCAUCGGGCCUCUGUUUGGCUGGAGGCAGCCGGCCCCCGAGGACGAGACCGUCUGCCAGAUCAACGAGGAGCCGGGCUACGUGCUGUUCUCCGCGCUGGGCUCCUUCUACGUGCCGCUGGCCAUCAUCCUGGUCAUGUACUGCCGGGUCUACGUGGUGGCCAAGAGGGAGAGCCGGGGCCUCAAGUCCGGCCUUAAGACCGACAAGUCGGACUCAGAGCAAGUGACGCUCCGAAUACAUCGGAAAAACGCCCCGGCGGGCGGCGGCGGCGCGGCCAGCGCCAAGAACAAGACGCACUUCUCCGUGAGGCUGCUCAAGUUUUCCCGGGAGAAAAAAGCAGCCAAGACGCUGGGCAUCGUGGUCGGCUGCUUCGUCCUCUGCUGGCUGCCUUUUUUCCUAGCGAUGCCCAUUGGGUCUUUCUUCCCCGACUUCAAGCCCUCGGAAACAGUUUUUAAAAUCGUAUUUUGGCUCGGUUACCUAAACAGCUGCAUCAAUCCCAUCAUAUACCCCUGCUCCAGUCAAGAGUUCAAAAAGGCCUUUCAGAACGUCCUGAGGAUCCAGUGUCUUCGCAGGCAGCAGUCUUCAAAACACACCCAGGGCUACACCCUCCACGCGCCCAGCCAUGCCCAUGCCGUGGAGAGGCAGCACAAGGACACCGUGCGCCUCCCGGUGGGAUCGGGAGAGACUUUCUACAGGAUCUCCAAGACCGAUGGGGUCUGUGAAUGGAAACUUUUCUCUUCCGUGCCCCGUGGAUCUGCCAGGAUUACAGUACACAAAGACCAAUCAGCCUGCACCACAGCUCGGGACUUUUAACCAUGAAACCACCUGCACACAGCUCCGGUCGAGCCCGUUUGGACCACUGCUUGCACCCGCUUCGUGUCCGCAGACUGUGCUGAGAGCAGGGCUGAGCCAGGCUGCGGUGGGGUCUACGAUCUUCAGAAAGCAAUGGCAGCUGUGUCCCCCUGGCCCGCCAGAGUCCCUGCGACAGGAGUGAGUGGAGAUGACCAUUGUGUGGCCGGACCACCAAAAACAAGUUAGGAUUUCAGCAGAGGACCCCGGCGCCUUGCCGAUGCUCCCAUGGGGAGUUGCUCAUUCACACACCCCGGUCCCAAAUGCCACAGGGGUGGGGCUGAGGAGGGGCCCCCUGCUCUACACAGGAAAACAUCACUUCUGCUUUGCUACUGCAGCUCGGAUUACUGGUUCUCCCACCUAAAGGGAAGGUUAUAGGGUUUAGGGAGGGGGAAGUGCUCAGGAGAGGGAGGCAGCUGUGGUUACCAGCACCUUGCAGCAACCGAUAAGCAGAGAACGUCCCCAAAGCCGCUCACUCAUUUCAAAAGGCAGGGUAAUUGCCUUUCCUUCUCCUGUGGCUCAGGAGCUGUUACUUCAUUUCUUUUUUCCUCCGUAUCAUAUUCAGCGGAGCCAUGUGAUAAGCUGGAAGUGAUUAUUGCUAAAGUAUGAAAAAUAUAGACUUAAUUAAGUAGGGCAUCUAAGAGCACAUUUAUACCGUAUUUGAAGAAAAAAGGAAUGAAGGACUGGCCCAUUCAGAUACCUGAAUAUAUAGAGGGUGUAUGCAAAUGUGGUCGAGAAGAGGCUCAGACAGAAGCGCCAGGGCCAUUUCAAUAUUUCCACACUUGUCACCUGACUUGUCUGGCCCAUGUCACUCUUGGGCAGUAGAAAGAGAAAGAAGAGAUUGGGGCAGGGGGAGGUUUAAGAAGUUCUUUCAAUUUCCUCAUAUCCAGCCUCCACCUGCUUCAUCCAGGACACCUCGAUGUCCCCAAGGUCCACUGCAUUUCUCUACACUGUGACUUUUGCGUCUCACUUAUUCAUCUCUGAGCGAUAAUUCCCGCUCCAUCUGUACCUUCUCUUCGGCCGCAGCUCUGCCAGAGGCGGGGCAAUGCAGCACCAUUCUGGGGGCCAAGUGUCAUCGCAUCUUUCAUUGGCUGAGAGAGUAGCACACGUGAUCCUGUUCUUUCUCCCUAGAGAGGCAAGAGCAGCGUCAAGCGAACAGGCAGGGCAGGAGGCUCUGGGUUGGCUCCACAGGGUGACAUGUAAGGCCCAGCCAGUAAUGAUCAUCCCACCUUAACAUCCUCAGAACACAGAGGUCCAAAGGGAGCUUUGGGAAUACUCCUUUCCUGGUCAGCCUGUGGGUCACUGAUGGUCACCAGCAGCAAGUGACUUCUGCGCCCAGCACUGGACUUGGCACAAAAAGUACAGAGAGGCAUAGACGGUCAGUCUCCAGCUUCCAAGCUGAAUGGGUUGCAAGCUCCUCUGUUAAAAAGUCAAGAAGGCAUUUUUCCAAGAGCAAUUGUCAUACCUAGGGAAGGAGGGAUAGUCGCAGAUGAACCAAAAAAUAAGUGUCUGUAAUGUACAUGAGGAGUUUGUAAACCUUUUCUGUAAAUGGGUAGAGAGUAAAUAUUUUAGGCAUUGUGAACUAAACGGCCUCUGCCAUGUCUUUUUCUUCUUCUUCUUCUUUCUAUUUUUUUUUCUUUAUUGGGAGGAAGAAGGCAACCCUCUAAAAGAUGUAGAAAUCAUUCUUAGCUCAAAAAAGGAAAGAAAGGGGAAAAGAAAGGAGAGGAGACAGAGGCUGCAGGUCACAUUUUGCCCAUGGGCCCUACUUUGCCAUUCGUGACCUGUGCCACCUCUCUGUGACAGUGUAGUACAGAGGACAGGGCUAAGCAAUGGUUUCUGGUGUUCAACAUACAAGCAUCGUUUUUUAAAUAUGCCAUGGACACAUCUCCAUUUGGCUAAAUUAAUGUUCGCAGGCUGAAUGAGUUGUUAAAGUGGCAAGUUUAUAUUCAGGGUUAGGGCCUACUCCACGCACCAUUGUAAUUACCUAAGCAGGUAUCAGAGAAGCAGGGGGUGCCCACUGUCCCUCCACUGUUGUCCCCUGUAGAACAGGCAGCAGGAGCCCAGGAAAGGCCAUUGGGGUUUUCAGCAUUUUGCCUCCCCCAGAACAAUCUGGCUGCCUCUGAGGGUGGCAACGACAGAUGGAGGCCACUUGACCAAAGCCAACCUACAAUUCCUGCCAGACUUUUGGAGCCAGCUGAAGUGGAGGUCCUCGGAGGCCCCCAGGGGCUUUGGAGGCCACAUCUGACUCCUUAGGAAGUUGUGGGCCUUUGAGGGCCUGCUUGGGGCUCUCCAAGAAGAGUCAAGGGUACAAAAAGGGGUGCUAGAGGAGACAGGCACCUUCCAAAAAACAAAUGAAAGUUGAGUUUCCUCUCCUCUUCCUUUUCCUCCCCUCCUUCUUUUCCUCCUUCUUCGUGUCUUUUCCUUUACCUGUUUUUUCUUUAAGUCUGAAAUUGCCCGACUAGAAUAGAAAUGGUGUUACUAUGCAGAAAUGGAUUUAGCCAAAGCCUCUUUUGCCUAAGCUUGGUUCAUUCUCCCAGACUGAGAAGCUUCAACAGUCGAAAUUUACAAUUGAGAGGCUGGAAGUCCAAGAUGAAGGUGUUGGCUGGUUGCUUCUUCCAAGGUCUCUCUCCUUUCCUUAUGGACGUCUGUCUUCUCCUUGGGUCAUCACAUGACCUUCCUCUGUGCCUGUCUUUGUCCUGACCUCUUCCUAUAAGGACCCCCGUCAUAUAGAUUAGGGCCCACCCUCAUAGCCUUAUUUAACCUUAGUCAUCUCUUCAAAGGCCCCAUCUCCAAAUAAAGUCACAUUGUAAGGUACUGGGGAUUAGAGCUUCAGUAUAGGAAUUUGUGGGGGACCUUUAAGAACUCUUCUUUCGCUCUCUCCAGAAUUCUUUCCCCAGAUCAGAAGUUCGUGUUCAGCCCUUCCAGAUCAUCCCAGUCCUUCUCCACAUUCUUACAGCAAUCGUCCAUAAACUAUAUUCAGCAACUAAUUCUAUACUUGAUUGUGAUCUUUCUGUUGUUUUAAUAUCUACAUCUAUUUAAAGUACUUUAAAGCACACCUUGUAUACACCGUGCUUGUAUAAGUCCUGUCCUCUCUACUGGAUAGAAACUUCUGGAUGGCAGGAACAGCCUGUCAUUCAGUGGCCCCAUGGCAGUGCUGCAGCCCCCAAGGCUUGUGCCCCCUCCUGAGCAGGCAGAGAGAAGGGAGCAGAGUAGAAUGAGUGAUAAGAUCCAACCAUGAGUUGUAGACAGGGGUCAGAGAACAGGUCCACAGGGACUUGGGAACAUCAGAAGACUGACCCACGAAGACUCAGGUGGAUGACCCUGGGGUUUCUGAAAUGUUGCUGUAAGAUACUAGUUCAAGUUACAGAGUAUAGCAGAGGAGAACCCCAGGAUAGCAGCCAUCUCGAGUCAGGCAGGCACAUGUCACCCUAGAGACGUCUACACCCAAGAAAACAGAGCCGGUCAUGACCUGAGACAGACCCUAGACUCAAGGUUGGUGAGACAGAACAAGAUGGGAGCAAGCACCAAUGGCAGGGCCCAAUCCUGAGAACCGGGUUUUUGAGGACCCGUUGGGAGCCCUGUGGUUAUGCCAGGACUCACAGCCCAGCUAUCGGUGAGUUAAGGGUAUUUCAAUGCUGUCUGCUCUAGAUCAGAAGAUGGGUACCAAAGAGCCUCCAGGUAGCUCAGGCAGCUGUCCUCUAUCCUGUCUAAGAAAGGCAGAGAACAGGAGAGGAUGUGGCACUGACUUGGCAUGAGAGUGCAGCCAGGCACUCCCUGCUAACAGGCAUUUGAAUUCAGGCCUCCCGCAGCCCCGCUCCCACUGCCUGCCCGAGCCUCCAGUGCCACAGUGAGACAGACCUGCUGCCCUAUCUGCAUGGUCUUAGAUCUUGGCCUGCCCACCUUGGCCCCUUGCAAAAUUCCAUUCAUUUCUGCUUCAUCAACCCAUCCGAGCCCCUUAUAUAGACAAGUGUAGGGCCCUGGGGUGCUUCUCUGACAGCCUUAGACUGAUGUCUUCUCCCUGACUCCUGCCGAGACGCAGAGCAUUUAUCCUCAUUUGGAAGAAUCGGGCUGCAUAGCAUCCGCUGUUGUGUUUUCUGGGCAUGAGAUGACACUGCUUUGGUUCCCCGUUCCCCGUCCCUCUGCCCUCUCCCUGGGGACUCUCACAUUGGAACUUUUUCUGGUCCCACAAUAUCAAUCAUCGUGAAACAUCCUGUCAUCUAGAGCAAUGUGAUUCACAAGCUUCAGUUCAAUCUGGCAAUGACGGGGGGAGGGGAUCACCCCAAAAGGCAGGGCCUACAAAAGUAUUUGGUGUCUGUGUGCCAAAAGCCAUCCAAAAACGGACUUGAAUAAGUGUAGCAGUGGUGUACUAAUUUAUCUUUAAAAAUCAUUUUUCUUUUUCACUCUGGUCUCCAUUCCUUGAGCUAAAUCCAGUGUUAUCUUUCCUAACGAAAAGGGUUCAGCUCAUGGAAGUCUGUAGGGUUGGGAGGCUCGUGGCCCCCAUUAAUCAGAAGCUGAGAAUCAGGGCGAGGACUUCUUGUCCCCGCACAGCCACCCUAACUCAGUCCCUGUGUCAUAACAGUAUUAAUGGUCGUCAUAAAGAGCAGAGACAGAGGGGGCAGUGAUGGAUGGCCAGAAGAAGGAGCUGCCUGAAUUGGCAAACAAGGACACCCACGUACAAUCUGACACACAGGAAAGACAUUAAAACCCACACAUACCAAGUAUCGCUUAAGAGCAAAAUGAGCAAGCGUUAUAAAUAUUUGCAUAACAAUUUAUCACUGGUUUUACAACAGGCUUUUUUUGAAAAGAGUAAAACCUCUAGGAGAAAGUAAUUGAAUGAAAAGUAAGGUCCCUGUCCUGCUGCUGUCACCUCCUCACCCAGCGCAGGGCCUGACCUCCCAUCUCCCAUGACACACAGCCCAGAUACCUAAAUUUCAACAAGUGGACGUGGACGUUCUGCGGCAGAAAUUUUGCUGCAGCAUUUAAAGCCCAGAUCAAAACACAUGCUUUCUUCAUCGGAUGUAAAGGAAAACAGCUAUUUUUAAUCUCUGGAUAUAACAAGUCGCAAGCCGUCCACUUUCCAGAAUUAAUGCAGAAACUCAGCCCCCUAUGGCAGACCAAGAAAUGAUUUUGCUCCCCUCAUGGAUCCGUGAUGGGGCUUAUGCAGAGAUAAAGUUUAGAUAGCAAACAUUAUAUUUCCAGAGCAGUUAACUUUGCACACUUGGGGAGGGUAAAGUGUAAGAGUUUGGGGUCACAUUACAAAAGAACUGUUUUCACAGGGAACCCAUACAAUGUCUGGUGAAGAAAGAGAGUGAAGUCUGUAGAGAGUUUGGAGAAAAGAGAAAAACUGGGCCACACGGAGCUCACAGGCAUUCCCAAUGGAGACCUUCCCAACCCCACCCUGACCUUUUCCUGGCAUCCCCUGUGCUUGCUGAACCUGACCUUCACCAACCCCACCCUGGAGUCCACGGUAGAAGACGACCUAGAAGGAUCUUAAAAGUGGGGCUGUGGGAACAGCAGUGUGCUGGGAGUCCCAGGCCUGGGCUUCCUGGAAGUCCCCAUCUCUAUUUCUACCUUUUGACUGUGAACAAGUCAUUUCACCUGUCUUGACUCCUUUUCCUCACUUGGAAAUGGGGUGAGCAGAUGAAACAGUGUGCAUGAAAACGCCGCAUGAGCUGGUAAAACGUACCGCAUCACAGAAGGGCCCCAGCAAACGCCAGCGCUCUCAGCCCACCUUCAUUGCCCCUCCGGAUGCCAAAUAAGACAUCGCUGGGAAUGAGACCACCUGUACGCUAUCUUCCAGCCCCGAACACACUUCAUGCAGGAGAGAGAGAGGAAGAUCAGUCUCUUGCUCUCCUUUGCUCUUCCUCCUACUUCAAGUUUAUGUUUUCAGGAAUUGGCCCUCACCAGCUAAAGACACUGGUUUCUCUUCAGUUAGAAAGCAAGUCGUCACAGGUCGGGCGCAAUGGCUCGCACCUGUCAUCCUAGCACUCUGGGAGGCUGAGUCAGGAGGAUUGAUUGAGCUCAGGAGUUUGAGACCAACCUAAGCAAGAGUGAGA